Aureobasidium musti is the source of this 1602-nucleotide messenger RNA. Lineage: Eukaryota; Fungi; Ascomycota; Dothideomycetes; Dothideales; Saccotheciaceae. The record is from the annotation of a GenBank genome assembly.
AUGGAGUUCUUUGUCAAAACCCUUUCUUAUAUCUCCCUGCUCUUCUGCUGUGUGGAAGCAGCAACCAGUCGUCCGAACACUGUGGAACUUGCUUUGACAAGCAAUUUCGGGAACAAAAUCGGCGAAAUGUAUGGUGUCAACCUCACUAUUGGCACNCCCGGGCAGUCUCAGAUGAUCCUGUUGGACACCGGAAGCAGUGACACGAUCUUCGUCGCCUCAAAUGCGUCGAUAUGCGACAAGGCUGGCUGCGAUGGCGGCACUUUUGAUUUAUCUAAGUCACCGACAUUCAAAAUGACAGAAUCUGGGGCUCUCAACAUGCGCUACGCUGAUGGCACUAANAUUCAGGGCGACUUGACCACGGAUGUGGUCCACNNUUUGGACGGACUGCUAACACGUUUUGCAGAAGACCGCGCGAUAACAGACUUCCCAAUGGGACUUGCUAAGGAAGGAUAUCUGCCCUAUGCCCCUCGCGUUGGAGUUCUGGGUCUGGGUUAUUCAAGUCGGACGGCUCAUCCUAUGUACCACAACGGAGUAAAGUCCUUCCCGGGCUUCGUUGAUACCCUCGUCCAAGCUGGUGCCAUAUCUUCACGUCUCUACAGCAUCUACCUCAAUACACUGGAUCUUUACGGCUCAAUACUAUUUGGUGGCGUAGAUACAGACAAGUAUAAGGGUCCAUUGACCACACUCAACUUAUUGAGACUCAACCAGCCUCACCACAUAGAUGACUUCCAGUUGAUGCUAAGGAAGGUCACUAUGCAACCUAACAACGGACCCAAUCAGACCAUCUUUCAAGCUACAGAAAACAUAAAAUGGUACACCAAAUUGGAUACGGGUACCCCCAACUGGGUACUCCCAAGUAGCGCGUACCACAAGCUCAUCGGUUACGCGGGAGUAUUGCCAGAAGGAGGUUAUUACAGUCGGAGUGGAAUUUCUAAGAACAGCUUUAUCAAGCCUUGCAAUGAAGUAACUCGUGACGUUGACAAUACCACUCGUCUCGAGCUUACAUUCGCCGGUAAUGGAACCAAUACCGCCACACUGCAACUUGAUCUAGCUGAUUUGUUCACUCCACUCACGGAUCAAAACGGGAGUGCUAUAGUCAACAGACUAGGCCAACAGAUGUGCUGGCUACGGGUCAAAGAGGCUUCAUCCGAGUCGGCAAGUUCUAUGACGAGUAGCGGUGUCAUGAGGGCUGGUUACUGGGUGUUGGAUCUGGAUAACGGGCAGGUGUCCAUAGCACAAGCCAACCUUCGGGCAAAUUCGUCAAAUGUUGUCCAAGUAGAAGCGGGCACAGAGGGCCUGAGAAAAGCUGCGAACAAUGUCAGGGCUGCGUCUCAGGGGGUCGGGGUUAAAGGUCAAAUAUCUGCUUCGGUGGUACCCAGACUGUCGACACUUGCCAGUACUGCCGGCUACACUACGCAUACAAGUUCUCAGUCAAUUGCAACCGAAACUGCCAGGCCGCAGAAAACCUCAUCUGGUUCUGGGAGCAGUGCACCGAUGCGUCGUUCAGAGAAUGCAGCCGCUGCCAUGAUGGUACCUGGAACGGUCGGGCUCUUGUAUCUUGGUGCUUUCUUUAUUGCACUCUCAACCAAAAUUUUGUUGUAG